Chenopodium quinoa (quinoa) is the source of this 1659-nucleotide messenger RNA. RefSeq lists its product as uncharacterized. Bases 702 to 1502 code for a protein of 266 amino acids. The record is from RefSeq and is a predicted model, not a curated record. Gene Ontology annotation, molecular function: protein binding. The transcript has 4 exons. Lineage: Eukaryota; Viridiplantae; Streptophyta; Magnoliopsida; Caryophyllales; Amaranthaceae.
GAAAACCCAAAUCAAACUGCAAUUUUUGGCCUACUGUUUUGGGCAUUGAUUUGUAAUAUUUUUUUGGCAUAAUUUUUCAAAACUUGUUUUUGGGCUUGAUUUAGUUUAGUUUUUCAAAAGUAAAGCAAACAUAUGAUAUAUAUUACGUUGUUAACAAAUAGCAAGUCCUGAUGGCGUAAGAGUUUAGUUUUUUUUUCGUUACCUUAUAUAUGAAGGGGAUUGGACUGUAGGUAAUUAAGAAUCCUAAAUUUCGAUUUGUAGUUCGAUUUUUGGUUUUUCUAAACGCCAAACCGAAACCAUAUUUUUAUUUUUUUUUUGGAAACCAAACUACAUUAUAUUAAAAAAGAAACCGAACUAUAUUACUUAUUUUGUUUGAUUUGCAGUUCGAUUUGGUUAUAAACCGAAUUACUUUCACUCCUAAAUGAGAUUAUUUUGAUUGAACGACUAUGUUUGAGUUUAUUUUUAGAUUUUUUACCAAUUUUUUUCCUAUAAAAUACGACGAUUAGGCCAAACAAAUCGGAAAGAGAGAAUACUCCGGAUUUUCUUUAUCCACCUUUAGCUAUUUCACGCUAGCGCUGCCUCUCUCACUCUCUGCACCCCUGCCCGCUAGCUCUUCUCCAUUGAAGCGUACUCUGAAUUCUCCAUUGAAGUGGCUUGUGAGCUUUCUUUCCUCCAUUCAAGCAGCUUCUGAGGAUUCUUUAAUGUCAAUACGAAUUCAUGAAAUUGGACCUUUUUUCUCUGGGCCGAAGGCGGCCGCCCCUCCCGCCAUUGCUCAGGGGCGGGGCUACUUAUUGUCAAAGGGGAAUGUUUUAAGUAUCAUGGAGAUCAAUAAUUUACCUUCUUCGGGCAUCAAUAGUUUGAGGAUAUAUAGAUGUUCAUCGUCUUGGAAGCCUCAAAAAUUUCAUUUCGGCCAAGCUAAGAUAUACCCAGCAUCUAGUGAAAAAGUUUCUCUCUCUUCAUUGCAACCUUGUAAAGCAACUAGUGAUGAUUUGGGGAGAGCUGUCAGUGGUGAAAGCAUACUGUUAAACGAGGAGAGCUUGGAAAGAGAGUUGGACAUUGCUAUUGAACAGGAAAACUAUGCUGAAGCUGCAAGGAUACGUGACAGAAUUCGAGUUCUUCACAAGGACAGUGAGGCAUCUGUGCUUGCAGCAAAUGCUCGGUUUUACAAUGCUUUCAGGAUUGGAGAUCUAGCCUCUAUGCAAAACCUUUGGGCAAAAGGGGAUAAUGUGUGCUGCGUACAUCCUGGUUCGAGUGGGAUAUCUGGCUACGAGCUUGUAAUGCGGAGCUGGGAAUAUGUUUGGGUAGACUAUGAAUUCCCUUUGGAGAUUGAGCUGAGAGAUGUUCAGGUGCAUGUGAGAGGAGAAAUUGGAUAUGUAACUUGUGUUGAAUUAGUUAAAACUAAAGGCAGUAGCUGGGGAAGACAAUUUGCCACCAAUGUUUUUGAAAGAGUUGAUGGUCAUUGGCUUAUUAGUGUUCAUCAUGCCUCUCCUGUAGACUUGUGAUUUGAUUGAUGUAAACAUGUAAUAAAUAAUGGGCAAAGGCUACACAUAAACCUGGUUUAUGUGGACCAUAUAUAAACCGUUGACGUGACAAUGUGUGAUAGGUAUUAGCUUUGAACCCCAAAAAUAAUAUAUUUUAACAUUUUAUUCAAAUUUCAAA